This is a messenger RNA of Exaiptasia diaphana, 666 nucleotides long. Its product is annotated as putative aminopeptidase W07G4.4. Gene Ontology annotation, molecular function: metalloaminopeptidase activity; manganese ion binding. The record is from RefSeq and is a predicted model, not a curated record. Gene Ontology annotation, cellular component: cytoplasm. Lineage: Eukaryota; Metazoa; Cnidaria; Anthozoa; Actiniaria; Aiptasiidae. Gene Ontology annotation, biological process: proteolysis.
AUGUGACCUGGUGUUUCGGGUUUUCUCCGCACACUGCCGUUUGCAGGUACAAAACUCUAUAUUUCUCAACAGUUACCUGAACGAUUGAAAGAGAAUYAUGGAACGCAAGUCCGACAUUGCAAGGAGAAGAUGUUCCAGACAGGAAGCAAAAGGUGGAAAGACUUGGAAUCUUCAUGCARAGCAAGGAAAAUCUUGAGUAUGUUUCUGCACUAGAGUCAGGAAGGYUGGUGUGUCGUGACAUUGGAGGCUCYGACCCUGAAAGAAUGGCAGCCCCAAAUGUUGCUCAUUAUGUUAAACAAGUAUUCCAUGGAACAGAAGUGAAGGUGUCAGUACAAAAGGUUGAUGAUUCCCUUGAGGGAGAUUACCCUCUCAUGGCAGCUGUCAAUCGUGCAGCUAAAGGAGUCAAGCGACACCAGGGAAGGCUUAUCCAGUUGGAAUAUGUAGGCGAAGGGAAGAUUGACCAGACAUUGCUUCUUGUUGGAAAGGGUAUUACUUAUGACACAGGAGGUGCAGAUAUCAAGGCAGGUGGUGUUAUGGCAGGAAUGCACAGAGAUAAAUGUGGAGCAGCAGCAGUAGCAGGAUUUUUCCAGGUCCUGGCAAAGUUGAAGCCAAAAGGCAUCAAAGUCCUGGGGAAAAUGGCAAUGGUUCGCAACAGUGUUGGCUCUG